Molecule: messenger RNA, 810 nt
Organism: Rhinocladiella mackenziei CBS 650.93
Lineage: Eukaryota; Fungi; Ascomycota; Eurotiomycetes; Chaetothyriales; Herpotrichiellaceae
Exons: 1
Coding region: 1-810 (269 amino acids)
Source: RefSeq, a predicted model, not a curated record
AUGCCUGCGGUAACCAGACCCGUUCUCCCUCCUCUUCAAACUCCCAAGACCGCCUCGUUCCCCUCCGAAAUCGUCGAUACUCCCGUUUCAGCAGUAAUCAAGCAGGAGAAUGCCGUAGCGGGCACCCCCAUUACACCUCCAGUGGCCUAUACCGAGUUCCUCAAGGCCUUGACUCCGGUCCUGGCAAGUCCUCCUGCGACGGGCGUCCUCCAAAGGUCUAUGUCGGAUGAAUCGACCUGUACAAGAUACUCUACGAUUUCCAAUGCCUCUACAUCUUCCAGCUUGUCUUCAAGCCGAAGCGAAAGCCACAAAUCUCCCUCCAGCUCCGUCCCGCCCACUCCAUAUACUCGCAAAACUCCCACGGCUUUGAGGCGACUUCGAAUACCUCACUCUCCAGCCUUUUCGCCCACCACAUGCGGCCCCUCGCCGCGGACUACCGUGAGCGGGAUGAGCACUGGUGGCAUCUACUCUCCAUUUUCCCCUGCCGACUGGAACAUUGACAGUGCCUCUCGUCGUUAUUUUGACCCACCGAGAAGCGCUUGUCCUAAGCCGGUCAGUGUUCGAUCCGUGGUGAAAAGAACGGUCACGUACAAACGGUCACCUCUUUUGGACCCUGCUCCAAAGGGCAAGAAACGCAAGGUUGAUGCCUCCGAAAUGCCUCCACCCAGCACGAAUGACACUGGUGUCAUUUCAGUGACUAAUUUCCCUUCCACAUUGGUGGACUCUUCCUCGACGAUCGCGAGCCCACCUUCUGCAUUGGCCACCACUCCUCCAGCAGCAGUCACAUCUACCCCCACGCCUGUUGCGUGA